AUGGUAGAAUAUGAUUGUUCGACGCUUCGCGAUGGAUCUGUUUGGAAUACGUGGCUCUCGUUGUUUCUUGUGGUAGGAAUUUACGGCAGCUACGUGCCCCAGCAGGUGAAUGUUGUAAAGCGGCGGACCAUUGAGGGGCUGAGUCUUUGGUUUUUGUUUCUGAUGAAUAUCGGCGCAGCUUUUGGGUUCGCAAACAUCCUCAUUGCCAGCAAACCUGUGUAUCGCUGCUGCUGCACCGAAUUGUCUGCUGUGGAGUGCGGCAACGCGAUGAUGGGUGUAGGCCAAAUGGCAAGCUCUUUUCUGGGGCCUCUAGUUGUGAUGAUUCUGGGGCUCAUAUACGCCAAAUCGACCCCUGAGGAAGCUCACGCAAUGAGAUGGACUGCUAUGUGGACGACAAUUGCGACUGCUGGCUUGGUAGUUGUCGUCAUUGUUGGUUUGGCCACUUCCUUUGGCUCAAAGCUCGCCUACCUUUGUGGUUUGGCAGCAGCUGGAGUCGGUCUUGUGCAGUACAUCCCCCAAUUGAUGACAACAUACACACUCAAACAUGCCGGCACUCUGUCUCUGCUCACUCUGCUCAUCCAGAUCCCCGGCGGAAUGAUUUGGAGCUUCAGCUUGGCCGUGAGGGGCGAGGUCAAUUGGUCCAUCUGGAUGCCGAUUAUGCUGUCAGCCAUUCUGCAGGUGAUUCUGUUGUGCAUGGCCUUUUACUUUUCGCUGGUUCAGAUCAACAGAGACGUUGCUCAGAUCACCAAAACCCCUCCGCCGAACGCGACAAAUACAGUAGAAGCAGAAGCGCUUUUAGCCGAUGACCAGUCCACUGGACCUUAA
Messenger RNA from Wickerhamiella sorbophila, 825 nucleotides. RefSeq lists its product as uncharacterized. The record is from RefSeq and is a predicted model, not a curated record. Lineage: Eukaryota; Fungi; Ascomycota; Dipodascomycetes; Dipodascales; Trichomonascaceae. The transcript has a single exon. The coding region runs from base 1 to 825 and encodes 274 amino acids.